AAUACGUACUUCUUAAUACUAUCUUAGAAUAACCAUCUACCGUACGUCUUUGUUGGUGACCGCAGGAAACCGCAACAACUGCCUUACCUAUCUACUCCAAAUCGUCACAGCGCUCCUUUUGUGCUUMUCCAACCUCCAACAAGCUCUAACCCAUACAUUGAAGUGACAAUUCGUGUCGUUAUCAAGAAUCACUGUCCAUUCGUAGUCCAUACCUGGCAUUCCAAACGUAAUUAGCGAGACGGAAACGCAACAAAUCAACUCGAUUCGAACAGCAACGCUAGUGAGAGUAGGGGAGGCGAAGCGGCGGCUACCUAGUAUCUAUAUACUGUGUAGAAGGACAGGAUCRUUAGUGACAAAUUGUCUUUCUAGCAGCAUCUACUGAUACGGUAGGAAUACGAUUGGAUAGGAACUCCGAUUGUGGCAUCCCGCAGCCGAUCCUACUCUACUAUAUUUGAUCAGCAACUUACCCUGCAACUUACUUCUACUGGCUAGCAGUAGGAAACCUACAAAUAAACGAAUCGAGAAUUGYACMGCACAAUGAACCAUUACCACCACAACAUGACUGGUAGUGUCGCAGGAGCCGUAGGAGCUUCUGUUCACCAACAUCACCACCAACAACRUCAGCUUCCGAUCGCCCCCCUCCCACCCAUGGCAGUCGGACAAAAACGGAAGCUAGUUGCCUCUAACAGCGCUUCAGCAGUGACCUCGGUAGCCGAUCUCCAAUCGACCACAGUUGGUCCCAGAAACAACAUCAGCACUCAGAUGCCCAGACGAGACACGGCUCCGGCCAUGAUUAAGACCCACUCGGGAUCAUCUCUCCCUCCGACCACGCCCGUUCCCUCGAUGUCUCCCUCAGACUACUGGAAGGGACUUCUAGGCGAAUGGAACGUUCCCAUUCUGGACACAGUUGGCAUCGAACAGGAUGAUACAGGUGACCGCGUCGAAUUUCUUGAGACGACUCCGGAUCGGAUCGAAGCCUACCAGAAUAUCGAGCUUCUGACGGCCGUUCGGAGGAGGGACUUGGCCACUCUCAAAAGGAUAGCCUGCGACAAUGCAGCCAACAACUCCACCAUGAACGCUUGCAACCGGUUUGGAGAGAGCAUACUGCACCUGGCUUGCCGAAAAGGCAGCGUGGACGUGGUGCAGUUUCUGGUCGGGACGGAUCGAGGCUGCAACUGCAGCCUGUUGCUCCGAGACGAUUAUGGCCGCACGGUGCUGCACGAUGCCUGCUGGACCAUCAGCCCACCCUGGGUGCUCAUCAAGCUUAUUUUAAAGAAGGCGCCCGUCUUGUGGCGGGUUAGCGAUGUCCGAGGACAUCUGGCCCUGCAGUACAUUCCAAAGAGCGCGUGGCCCCAAUGGAUGUCCUUUUUGACCAAGAACAAAGAGUUGCUGAAGCGGGUCAUGAUUCAUUCGUAUCACCGCGUCGAUAUUGCGCAGCAACAAAAUYACGUUCCACAGAAUCCUCCACAAGGCGAUCAGUCUUCUUCGCACGCUCCCGUUGCUGUAGUGGGCUCCAAUCCAAUAGUCGCCAACCACUCGUCUUCGACGGUGACUUCUACGUCCGGAGGCCUUCCCCAGCAUCAUCAACAACAGACAUCGCAUCCUCUUCAACACAAUUCUCACAACACUAUACCUAUUGCGGGUGAUCGGACCAAUUCUAUUACUGGAGCAACACCGGCACUGCCCCUAACGACUGCAAACCAUUCCCUUUCAGCCACCACCGCUCCGGCCUCUGUUACUGCGCGGCCAUCUACGAACUCCGUGUCGAUUUCGGAGAAAGCGCAUGCCGUCUUGGCCAAGGCCCUAUCUCAGGCSAGCCCUGCAAUGGUCCAGGCUCUUUCUCAGGGUGYCCAAGCACGGCAACUGAAGCAGGGCGUGCAAGCGAUACCACCAGUAUCUAGUGCUUCUCACACAGAACCAGCAAGACAACAGACYGCARAURCAACCGCACCACCUCCGCAAACGCAUUCCCAAACGAUAAUAAAGCAAGAGCAAACUUCCGUUGUCUCCCGGCCGAUGGCCACUGCAUCURGCGCACCGGCACCGGGACCCGCGACGGCUGCUCUCGACGAGGCACUAAAGGCACAGGCCGAGAUGCGGGCUCAAAAGAGGUGCGAGCAGCAACAGGUUUCGGCGGCACCRAACCUACUACCCCACAAACAGGAGCAACCAACACAAGAACAGCAAUCGCCAUCGAAGCAGGCCCCACUGCCCUACGCUCCGUCGAUCAGCAUGAUAGCGCAACGAUUGGCUGGAUACAAGAAGGCAACCACCAUCAAAGAAAAGCAACUGAAACCACCGCAGCAAAAGCGCAAGGCGGUACAMCACCCUUCGCAUGGAGAAAACGGGGAAGCGCAAGCUUCGGCAGAACCCAUYCUCAAUCCUCUCCCUGCGGUUCCAAAUCCGCUGCUGACCACYAGUGAAAACGAGAUGGUUCAAAACGAAGAACAACUCGCAUCGCCAUCUGUACUUCAGUCCUCCAUGGUAUUUUCUACCGAUAGACCGACUGCUGCUUCCGUMCCGAAUCCCAUCAUCGUGGCAGGGCAGGAAACUUCGUCGUCGAUUCCUGCUGCUUCUACGGUCGAAAACUCUUCGGAAGAAGCUACCGCUGGAACCGAAGCCAAGAGUAGUGGUAAUCCUUCCAGUAGUUGUUCCUCCUUGACCAUGUCGGCAUCCCCCAGCGAGAGGGAACAGCAAGAAACGUCAUCGGAMAACUCCGAGACCACCAACAGCGAUAGUACCAAUGCAGCCGCUACGUCACAGAAGAAAGAUCCUCAAGAAGGCACCGAAAUCAACCAUAAUGAUGAAAAGGAUGGAGAAAGUUCGAUGUCGGAUGCCGACUACAACAAAUCCGACCUUUCUGAAAGCAAAAAACGGGUUGUCGGUUGAGCAGUUCUCAACCGCAUUCGUGGAAUGUGCUUCURAUCGCUUUGCCUUUUGCAACUGGCAAACUCAAAAUCAAAUCGCAUGCAACAAAAGGAUGGGUUCACUCUGUGUUAGCAUCACCAUACCUUACCGCGACUCUUGGACGAGCGAGGGAACGAAGAACCGAUGGGUUCUGACCACAUGAUCCGAGUACUACRAAAACUACGUUUUCCAUCAUUUGCUGUCCGGGACGAAUCUAACGGGUAUAACGUUUAGGAAAGAUGAUGUKUUUCAAGAUGAUCCUCUCUGUACGUCCCGUUUUUCUGAGGUCAAAYGAGCAAGUGAAACAAAAUUAUUUCCUCCGACAAAAUUGAUUGAGAUAAUGAUUCUAAAAAUACUUUAGAUUAAUGGAGAAUGUUCGUUUUUUCACAUGUUACGGCUUGUAUGCCAUUACUGCAAUGUUUCUCCGGAACCACAGAGCGGUACAAACAUCUUUCUCUACAUCUAUCUCAGCACGAGCGAAGAUGUUGCAACAGUCCGAAUCGUCAAAAAAACAGUAUGAUUAUAAAAUAAUUUAAUGCAAACACAAGMUUUCCUCGUACAGGAUGUUGUAAGGAAUGCAAGCUGCAAACGUUACGUUUUGUUCCAAGUAUUGAGCAGCAAAAAGAAUCACUGAGACAAAACAUGAAAACUGUUCGUGAAUACUGAAAUGGAUUGGGGAACUUAAAUAGACAGCUCGAUUGUUUUGKUAAGGUGAAUGGAACCUUCGAGUGCUCCUCUUCUCGCUCGUUAUGGUCAACUUGAUCUCGAUUGGUGGAGCGAAGAAGGCAUCACUACCAUGCAAUAGAWAAAACAUGGAAAUUUUUCUCAAGCUUCUUUCGAMGACCCCAUUGCUUGCUUGCUCGCCGGGUUAUCAAUCACGCACAAACCCCUUCAACGUUGAUGGCGAAGGGAAUGGAAACUGCGCAUACGCUCCAUAAUUCUAUCUGUGUAUAAACGACACUGGAUAUUGGAAUCGUCCUUGUCUUUUAUCUUCUGUUCUACCUGUUGCCUSGGUUGAUUUUUCCGCCUCGUCGAGCAUAGGAUGAUGCUGCCGCUCCUCCGCGAACAUAUCCUGUUCUCGAUCCAUGGGAUGACUGCCCAAAUCUGUGCUCGUCGCUUCUCGAAGUAAUAGGUGUCGGGCGUUUCUUCAACGUCGUUGAACCGGCAGCUGGCACUGUGGGUUCUACUCCGCCAUCUUGCACCCAUGAAUCCCCGCUUGUUUGGGUGUCGUYGCUGAAGUUGCUGCUGUUGCUGUUGCCAGACUCAAGCGAGCCGCGUUGGUUGUCUUGAAUGUUUUUACUUCCAAUCACCACCCGUUCCUCCAAUCCCGUGGCGACAUCUUCAUUUUCCCAAUAGCCUCCGCCGGCAGCAUAAAAGUCAGAUUCAUGAAUAACCUCAACAUCUUGAG
Messenger RNA from Pseudo-nitzschia multistriata, 4315 nucleotides. Lineage: Eukaryota; Bacillariophyta; Bacillariophyceae; Bacillariales; Bacillariaceae. The record is from the annotation of a GenBank genome assembly.